UUCUCUGAGAUAAAGUUCAAUAUGGAGUUACUUUCACGUCCAUUGCGUUCGAUUUCAGUUUGAACUUCGGAAUCACAAACGAAAACUCUUCACUGUUUGGCCUUGAUACGAGAUAACUUGGUGCUAUAUAUGAAGUAUCAAGUACUACCCCGCCACCGUACUGACUUAUAACAGCCCAACUUUCAACGAGAGGUGCAGAGGGCUACUUUGAACCUGGUAACAGCCCCUGGUGGCUUAGCUUGCUAAGACGCUGCCCAGAAGCAGAGCGACACGACUAGACAGUGGUUUUGUGACUGUGAAUUCACAUAUCUGGAAUACUAUCAAACGCUGCAGCAUCCCGAAGCCAGGCAGUAUUAUUUGCUACCAGCAAACGGCAAGCACGCCCACAAACUUCCAAAAACCUUUCCCGAGAAAGAAGAUUCCAUGACAGUUGACCCCGAUAACUGUUGGUACCGCAGCACUCUUGAAUCAUUUCUAUCGCUACAUCGAGGCCAGAAUCACAAUGUCAAACCAAGACUUGAGCUCGGCGGCUUUGCAACAUAAUGAAGCUCCACACCCUUCCUCUGCCCAUGUCCACGAUCACAGCCCAGAAUUGGAUACUGAGAUGACAUGUUCACUGACCUUGAUGGACAACUAUAGCGCUGAGUCCUGUCUGUUGUCUCCCAUUCAAACAGACAAAAUGUCAUCCUCAUUCCAGUCCACACGUGAGCGAAACGAGCGAGUGAGCCAAUUUCAAGUUCGCCGCACCAACAGCCUUGCCUAUGGCCUAGGUCCUGGUUUAUGGAGACACUCAGAAAUGCCCUCGUCAGCCCCUUUGGACCAAUACGACCCAAAUUAUCCAAUGAUGGGUAUCCCACCAGGCCACAGAGGUUAUUCCCAACUCGUUGGUGACAACAGUGUCCCGCUCAGCACAGUCUGUCCUGGUCCUGUCUCCGCAAUGCCGGAACAGGUCCAGACUGCAUAUGGGUAUGGAAUGAGACGACCAGAUGGAUCAUAUACUCGACUUUUACCUGCAGAUGAAUUCCCCGUGACCGGUGUUCCUCGCCGUCAAGGUCCAGAAGGCCUCAUUAUUGUGCCUGCUACCAUGCAGCAAGCUCCGGGCCCAAACGCCCCUGAUCGCAUGGUUCCUAUUGAGGUUGUUCAGAAGCUCCCGCCGCUUACUCUGGUUCGACCUGAGCUCUCCAUGCAACCGCCUCCAUAUGACAGCACCCAGCAGCGUAUUGACUCCAUCGUGCAAUCCUCUUCAAUGUCAACAGCACCACGCCGGCGCGAAAAGAUCUACUGCGACAAGUGGAUUCAUGAGGGUGUUUGUGCUUUCACUCAAAUGGGCUGCAAGUACAAGCACGAGAUGCCGUUUGAUAGAGCAACACAGUUGACACUGGGCCUUAAUCACGGAAUCCCCAAUUGGUACCGCCGUGCACACUCAAAUAACAUGCUCCCCGAGGGCCCCCCUCCGCGUUCCACGACGAGCCCAGAAAGCUCAGGAAAGCGACUUGAGGCCCCAUGGCGUCGUCUGGAGGGAUCAUCGUCUAAUUACAGACAAGGUGACCAGAGCCGCCAAGCUCGUCCAAGUGGUAACAGUUUACCUGCAGCUACUCGUGCUACAGAUAAGUCUGUCUUGGGACCCAUCGCUCCCCCUCGGCCACAGAACCAUGUAAACAACAACCCGUAUUUGAGUCUCAAGGUCGAGGAGGAGGUGGCAGAAGAUCAGACUGAGGACGAGGACGAAAUGGUCUACAAAGGACGCAUGCAUUGAUAUAUUUGGUUGCUGUGACGAUGGAUACCUCUAUAGGCCCCCACUGGUUGGAGCUUCUUAGGUCUCCAUCUUUUGAUACCUUGGCAGGACUACGCCGGUGAUUUACUUGCUUGCAAAUUACCUUAUCUCCUUUUUGAUACAGAGGUGGAUCCUUUGUUUUCUUGUUAACACACGCACCAUCUCAAAGACCAGUACGGUUGGUGUUCGUACACUGCUUUGGAGCUGAAUCUUUCCUUGCACCUUUGAAGACUUUUGGAUUGCGCUGCACUGGUUACUGGAUUCUCUUCCGCCCGCUUCACUGAUCCAUGUUGCCGUCGAGAAGGUCGGAGACGAUGGCCCGCUCCUUCACCCUUACCCUCUGUUUUCCCACUCCAUACGAUAUAUGCAUUGCGCUGAGCAUUCUGCCAUUUGGCCUCCACUGGUCUGCAUUAAGGGAGGAAUCAAUAUUGCAUGUCCACUAAACGAUGUAUAGAAUGAAUUUAUA
Molecule: messenger RNA, 2240 nt
Organism: Cadophora gregata
Lineage: Eukaryota; Fungi; Ascomycota; Leotiomycetes; Helotiales; Ploettnerulaceae
Exons: 6
Coding region: 503-1756 (417 amino acids)
Molecular function (GO): metal ion binding
Source: RefSeq, a predicted model, not a curated record